Molecule: messenger RNA, 981 nt
Organism: Drepanopeziza brunnea f. sp. 'multigermtubi' MB_m1
Lineage: Eukaryota; Fungi; Ascomycota; Leotiomycetes; Helotiales; Drepanopezizaceae
Biological process (GO): mitochondrial phosphate ion transmembrane transport
Cellular component (GO): mitochondrial inner membrane
Molecular function (GO): phosphate transmembrane transporter activity
Source: RefSeq, a predicted model, not a curated record
AUGAGUGCGCCACCUACCUCCUCUGGCUCGACCAAGGUUGAUGCCGUCAUUCAAAAGGUCGCCGCCAACACCCCCGAGAAGCUGAGCGGUGUCCAACUCUACUCCAGAUUCGCCUUGGCUGGCGCUCUCUGCUGUUCUAUCACCCAUGGUGGAAUGACUCCAGUGGAUGUCGUCAAGACAAGAAUACAACUCGAUCCCGCCACAUACAACAAGGGGCUCGUUGGGGGAUUCAGACAGGUGGUUGCCAAGGAGGGCAUGGGAGCUCUGGCAACUGGUUUCGGACCAACUGCUGCUGGUUACUUCCUCCAGGGCGCACUUAAAUUCGGAGGAUAUGAGUUCUUCAAGCAAAAGUCCAUUGAUGUUCUCGGAUACGAGACUGCCUCCAACAACCGCACCGCCGUGUACUUGGUCUCUGCCGGUAUUGCAGAGUUCUUCGCCGAUGUUGCCCUCUGCCCUCUCGAGGCCACCCGUAUCCGUCUCGUCUCUGAGCCAACAUACGCCAAUGGUCUCAUUGGUGGUUUCGGAAAGAUGCUGAAGAACGAGGGUGUCGGCGCCUUCUACGCUGGUUUCGGCCCUAUCCUGUUCAAGCAGGUCCCAUACACCAUGACCAAGUUCGUCGCCUUCGAGAAGGUUAACGAAUUCGCCUGGGGCUUCUUUGACAAGAAGAACUCCUCCGAUGUAUUCCAGACCACUGUCAACCUGGGAUCCGGUCUGAUGGCUGGUUUCGCUGCUGCCAUCGUCUCGCAACCCGCUGACACCAUGUUGAGCAAAAUCAACAAGACCAAGGGUCUUCCCGGAGAGGGAACCGCCAGCCGUCUGAUCAAGAUCUACAAGGAAAUUGGCCUUAAGGGAUCUUUCGCUGGUAUCGGUGCUCGUCUGUUCAUGGUUGGAACUCUCACUGCCGGUCAAUUCGCUAUCUACGGAGACUUGAAGAAGGCAUUGGGAGCCACUGGAGGUGUCGAGAUUGCCAAGACCAACUAG